UUUGAUCGGAUCGGCAAUGGAUCUGCUCCCAGUGGGCCGGUUUGGCCCGAAAGCCUUGACGGAGAAAAUGGGCACCAUCACGCGGAUGCUGCCAGACGGUACGGUCGGUUUCCUGCGUGGCAACUGCCGUAAAGACUCGUUCCCCGACGGUGGUUGCGUCCUGGCGACGAACCGGGUACAGUUGGACGCUACCGCGUGUGAGACCGGUGAAGUGAGAAACGAUGACGACGAAAUCGACCUAAGCCGGUUCGCUAGUGAAAAAGAUACACGUGCGUACUUUAAGCGAAAGUUGGCCAUCUUCGAAGCGUCCAUGAUGACGCCGAUCGCGGCCAACAGACGUCUCGCGGCAAGGAAGUUGGAGAUGGAGGGCGGUUUCGGUGAACCGUACGCGCCCGAGGGUACCGGAUCGACCGACGAGUUGGAUUGUAUUCCUCCUCGACAGCUGCUCAUGUACUUGGUGAGAAUGGGCUCGUUCACGUCAGCACCGCAAAUAAAAAAUGUGGACUAUCAGGAUGAUAAGCUGGAAAUUACCGAGGGAAUGUCCGUGUCGGAUCUUGUCGAUUACUGCCGGAUAGCACGGGGUAACGAUCGUCCGGCUCUGGUGAAACGUAAAUUUCUUAAAGCCGUUGAUCGUCUAAACAGGAACGAUCUUACGGACGGGUUCAAAAUGCUCCAACUAGAUUCGAUAUCCAAAACAUGCAGCGAACCAUCGCUUACGGCUACACAGCUACGAAUAUUUCAAUGGAACAUGCUCUCACAAACGCUCGGUAUGCACAAUGACGGAUUCGUACGAUGCCCGCUGGAAGCACUGACGUGGGAUUGUCGACGGUAUCAGCUCAUUGAGGAAAUUGUACAAAACGAUCCAGACAUCGUCUGUCUGCAGGAAGUGGAUCACUUUAAAUUUCUGCAAAAGAUACUCAGCACGCAAAACUACGAAGGUGUGUUCUUCCCCAAACCUGACUCGCCCUGUCUGUAUAUCAAUGGCAACAAUGGUCCGGACGGGUGUGCCGUAUUUUACAAGAAGGACCGGCUAGAGAUGGUUAACCAUUUUACCCGCGUGCUGGAAGUGUGGCGUGUGCAAAGUAAUCAGGUUGCGAUAGCUGCCGUUUUGCGAACACGUGACACACAGCAAGAGAUUUGCGUCACCACCACACACCUGAAGGCCAGAAAAGGAGCACUACUGUCCAAGCUGCGCAAUGAGCAGGGCAAGGAUUUGCUGUACUUUAUCGACGGUGUGGCGGAAAACCGGCCCGUCAUCCUGUGCGGUGACUUCAAUGCAGAACCGAUCGAACCAAUCUACAGUACGGUGCUAAACUAUAAAUCUCUCGGAUUGGCCAGUGCAUACGCGGAUCUGCUGGCAGAGGAAUCGCAAGACGAGAACAACCAGAACGCACUCAACACGAAGUCGGUGUGUGAGCGCGGUAGCCGUAGCAGUAUUGGAUCAGCGCACAGUAUCAACGACGAUUGUGGACUUUCGAACGGUGUACGGACGAUAGCGGAACAGUCGGCCGCUUACGAACCACCGUACACGACGUGGAAGAUUCGGGAGGAGGGUGAAGUAUGCCAUACGAUCGACUAUGUAUUUUAUUCCAAGGACAAGCUAACGGUGAAAAAUUGCCUAAUGUUCCCUUCCGGCGAGGAAAUCGGUGUCGAUCGCACUCCAAGCUUCCUAUAUCCUUCGGAUCAUUUUUCGCUCGUGUGCGACAUCGAAUUAAAGCCAGCGACGGGUGACGGUCAAUCGGACGUUUCAAGCUCCAUACCGAACCAUCAGCUGUAG
Messenger RNA from Anopheles maculipalpis, 1777 nucleotides. RefSeq names its product nocturnin (gene cu). Gene Ontology annotation, biological process: circadian rhythm. The transcript is spliced from 6 exons. Gene Ontology annotation, molecular function: poly(A)-specific ribonuclease activity. NCBI's taxonomy places the organism in Eukaryota, Metazoa, Arthropoda, Insecta, Diptera, Culicidae. The record is from RefSeq and is a predicted model, not a curated record. The coding region runs from base 17 to 1777 and encodes 586 amino acids.